GAAUAAAAGUAAAUUUUGUCCGUGUGCUUGUACCAUUCAUUUUUCUGUUGUUUGUGAAAGGACACUUGUCAUUGUCCCUCCCGCGACCUCUCAGCACGUGAAACUAGAACGGAGUAAAUCUUAGUGUAUUUGCGCCCUUGAAUUUCAGGCCACAUGAUAAGGUGGGUUUUGUAUGCGCAUGCAUGUAGUAGGCUGAUUUUGUGGUCAUAAUUUGACAUUUUAACACACCUUGACAUCCGUAUUUGCAUAAUUUGAAAAAAUAAAUUAAUAAACGAAAAAAAAUCUUUUCACCGUCGCCGCCAGUUAACGAAUAAAAUAAUACACGAAAACAUGCGCCUGUGUUUUGCGCCUUCACUUAAGUUUCAGCGCCCGAUGACUCAUAGUUACACGCACAGAAGGAAUAUAUGCUACUGUCCUAUCAGAUAUAAGAAUAAACAACAUAGGAAAUAAAGAAUCAUUGUUUUUUUUCAAAGAUUCACGGCUUCUUUUAAACAAAAUAUCAAGGACAAAACCUCGUAAUGCUGAACAGGCGAAAACGAAAGUGAAACCAGUGAGUUGUCGCGAUGCAGAGAAUUUUUUCUUUAAAUUAGUGGUUAAAAAAGCCGGUUCAAAAUGGUGGAAAAUUACUUUUCUUUUCAGUGGUGCAGGAAUAUGCGCUUCACAUGUUUUAAACAGUUUUUACAUUUUAAUAUUGUAAAACGGUGUAGCAUCGCUGUUCGGCCUUAACUACUAGUCACUAGUUUCUAGAGUCCCUGCCUGGCUUGGAAUGUCAGUCAGUGCGUCCCACUUAAGCCUGGUGUGUACCUGACUUAAAGCCUGUUCUAGUGAUUCCAGGAUAGGCUCUGGAGGACUGCUGUGACCCUGACCUGGACAAAUUUGCAUUCCAUUUGCCUUUCAUAUGUGAGAGGGCACGUUAAUGCAGCAGGUUUGGCCGGGGCCUGCUCUGUGGUGGUGGGGUUCGAGUCCUGGUUGGGGUGCCGUAAAUGGAGCCCCUAUGCAUUCAGAUAGCUGCCUUGGGUCGUCCCCUGUAUCCUGGCAUGCUGUAUGACUGCCGCAGUGAUUCCUUCAUUCCAGGUGUCACCCUUUGGAACAGAGAAUCGUUAAAUAAGGAUCUGGACACGCAUGUCAAACCACACACUAGUUUCAAUGUUACCACCUCGGACACUAUUAAUGAGAAAGCUAAGCUGUUAGAAAUAAGUGGCUCCCUUAAGGCCAGCAUCUUGGGUGGGAUUGUGGAAAUAGGAGGAUCUGCAAAAUAUUUGAAUGACAAGGCAUCCUCUCUUCAUCAGAGCCGAGUUACAAUGCAGUAUGGACACACUGUGCGCUUUGAGCAGCUCACCAUGACACACCUGAGCAAGGUGACAUAUCCACAGGUGUUUGAGCAGCGCUCAGCUACUCAUGUAGUCACAGCAGUGCUGUAUGGUGCCCAAGCAUUCUUUGUGUUUAACUCCACAAAUUUUUCAAAGGAGGACAAGACACAGAUAGAGGGAAAGUUGAAAAUGGUGCUGAACAACAUUAAAAAUUUAUCAGGGCAGAUUGGAGGAGAAUUAAAUUUGACUGAAAAUGAGCAAGAGCUUGUCAGUGGGUUCACUUGCACUUUUCAUGGAGACUUUGAACUCCAGCACAACCCCACAAACUUCACAGAAGCUGUAGAGGUGUACCGCACACUGCCUGAGCGGCUGGGGAACAAGGGAGAAAAGGCAGUGCCCUUGAGAGUGUGGUUGUAUCCAUUGAGGUGCCUGGACUCGAAAGCUGCUCAAAUGAUGCGAGAAAUCGACGAGACGCUUGUGUCAAGACUUCAGUCUGUUCUGGAGGAGCUGGAAGAUGUCAUUCUGAGUUGUAAUGACCUCAUGGCAGAAAGUAUUCUACAACUCUUCCCUGAAGUGCAUGACAAGAUCAAGGAGUUCUACAGCAGCCUCCUACAGUACAGGGUCUUGUUUCAGAAAAACUUGUCCAGUGUUCUGUCAGCUGUGCGAGGUGGUGGGAAAGAAGAGCAAGAUUUGGAAAGCAUCUUGGAGUCUCAUAAGCGCUCUCCCUUUUCUUCCGAUAAGCUCAAAAAGUGGUUCGGUCUAAAAAGGUCUGAGACCAGUGUUCUGGUAAAGUAUACCAAACCACUGAAGGAGAGCCACAUUCUAUUUUCAAGCCAUCUGGAAGAAGUUCUUUUAGAUCCAGAAAUAGACACCACCAUCUGCUUUACCUUUACCUCCCUGGCUUACAGUGAGCCAUACCUGUCUACUUUGAGUACAUACCUGAAUUCGGACCACAACGAAGACCAGUCUGCAAUCAAUGAGGAGAACGUUCAGCCUUGGUUUCGUUCGGAUCAAUGUUCCUCAGCUAUGAGAGAGAAUCUGAAGCUCUUCACCAGUUUUGCAGAGGCUAACCAACAUAGGGAAAGGAUUAAGUUUGUCAGCGCUGCCAUUUCAGAUCCGGAGCACCCUGGGGCCUCCAUCCGACUUUAUCAGCAAGCCCAGUUAGUAGACCCGAAAUACAUACCUGUUCCUAAGCCUAAAUCUGCCAUUGUUGAGGACAUCCAGUGCAGCAGUGCCACCUUAAGGCUCUUUAUGUCUUCUGAGAACGUAAGGUACUAUAGGGUGGAGUACCGGAAGAAGCUGAAAGAGGCUGAGUCGGGUGCAGAGGGGAUAGAAGAAUGGACAGUCACUGACACAGUGGACCUGCAGGAGACUUGGACCAUAAGUGGUCUUCAGCCAAGUGUAACGUACGUGUUCCGCUACAGAGCAGUCAGUGAUGUUGGAGUUGGUGAGGCUAGUGAGGUCACAGAGUUCCAUACUAAACCAGUGCCGCUGAGGAGAAGUGAACUUCAAAAAUAUAAGGUUUCGCUGUCGCUGGACAUGAACACAGCACAUGAAAGCUUGAAUAUUGAUUAUUUAGAUUUUUUAAGGACUUGUUCCCGUAGGAAUGAUGUUUUCAAACGUCCAUCACAUCCAGGCAGGUUCAGUGAAGUACCUCAGGUGUUGUGCAGUGAGAGUCUUUCUGAUUCUUGCUUUUACUGGGAGGUUGAUUGGGUUGGAGGAGGGUUCUGUAUGGGUGUUGUUUAUGGAAGCAUUAACAGGAAGUCAGCUGGAAAUGACUGUCUGCUUGGCUUGAAUGACAAGUCCUGGUGUAUAUGUAGCUUGGAUGGCACGUAUACCAGUGUGUGGCAUGACAACAAGGGUGAAUACAUAAUGAAACAGUGUGGGGAUAGACUAGGAAUCUAUCUGGACUGGCCAGCAGGAACAGUGACAUUUUAUAGUGUUUCUUCUGAUGAGCUGGUCCACCUUCACACGUUUCAUAGCACUUUCACGGAGCCUCUGUAUCCUGCUUUCUAUAUAGGCAAAGGCUGUACAAUAGAUUUUCCUUUAGAUUUUAAGUGUAGGCAGCAAUAGAUUACACACACACACACACACACACAUACCCGGUAACACAGGGCGUAAGGCCGGAGGGGGAGGGGACAUACCCAGGACGGUCUGUCGCAAUAGAUUACGUUCAGGAAAAGUUAUUAGUACAACAUAUAUGCACACUACUGACAACUGUCACAUACAGUUUAAAAUUUAGAAAUUUAAUUCACAUUGGUAUGAUUUGGCACAGCCUUCUUCAGUUUGCAUAUAGAAUGAAAAGUACAGGAAAGGAAAGAACAGCUACUCCAUAUGACAUGUCUGUUAUGCCUUCAUUGGUUGAUGACAAAAGGUAGCAGUUUGAAUAUUGUGUUCAUGCAUGGUUUAUUUAUAACAUUUAUAGUUUGAAUAAGUGUUAACAUUUUACAACCACCUGAACUUGAACCAGGUAUUAAUUAUUGGAGUUAAGUUUUAUGUUAUGGAAAUAUACUUUUUAUGUUUGAUAUGUUGAAAAUGCCAUAUUAAAUUUUCAUUUACUUAGCAUAAUGCUUUUCUCCAAAGCGACUUUCAAUG
Messenger RNA from Scleropages formosus (Asian bonytongue), 3905 nucleotides. RefSeq names its product stonustoxin subunit beta-like. The transcript is spliced from 5 exons. The coding region runs from base 984 to 3383 and encodes 799 amino acids. The record is from RefSeq and is a predicted model, not a curated record. Gene Ontology annotation, molecular function: protein binding. NCBI's taxonomy places the organism in Eukaryota, Metazoa, Chordata, Actinopteri, Osteoglossiformes, Osteoglossidae.